Myxocyprinus asiaticus (Chinese sucker) is the source of this 4605-nucleotide messenger RNA. RefSeq names its product RING finger protein 17-like. Lineage: Eukaryota; Metazoa; Chordata; Actinopteri; Cypriniformes; Catostomidae. The record is from RefSeq and is a predicted model, not a curated record.
AUGUCGGAUACAAAGCUUGUGUGUAAUAUCUGUGGCUCAUCGUACACAUUACCUGAAGAUGAAGUUUUGGGGAAUCUCCCGCACGUGCUGUUGUGCAGUCAUAUUUUCUGCAUCACAUGCUUGCGCGUGCUCGAGUCCCCGCAGAACGUCAUCACGUGCCCGGAAUGCCAGAUGGACACCAGUGUUGGUGAGGAAGGGGUUGAUGGUUUAGAGGUGGACAGCAGAAUCAUUGGCCUAAUCUAUGCUGCACGGAUGAACUCCAAGAAAGGGCACUCAGAAGACAAACAGAAAUAUGUAAGGUUUAGGAGCCCACCCUCAUCUGCAGUUGUCAACACACAGGAGAAUGCUGAAACGAGGCCAGAUGUAGUUAAAGUUUUGGAUGAAGCUCUCGUGAAGGCAGCUGCAAACCUGCAUCAACUUGAUACACUUCACCAGACUUUAGUCAAAGGUAUUCCAGAUCAACUGAGGAAAGAGAGAACUCGAAUUAUCAGAGAAAUUGAUGAAGCCGUUGAUAAAGCAAGGAGCAUUCUGCUGAAACGACAGAGUGUGUUGUUAUCAAAAUUGAGUGCUGUGGAGCAUCUCUUCUUGGAUGGCCAAAAGGAGUGAAGAAUAGAAGAGAGAGUGAAAGAGCUGCGCACAACCAUUCAGAAAGCUCGACAUGUCCGACAGGUUCCUUCUCUAGUGACCUACUGCAUCCUAGAUGAGAUUUUGGAGACAUUACACAUUCCAGUGGAUGUUGAGUCAUAUGACAUGAGCUGUCUGUCUUUGCAUUCAGGACUCAGCUGCCGUCUUCAGGUGGAAAGUCUUACUGAAAACAAAGUUCUCUUCAUGGAGAUCCCAGCUGACAAGCCCCUCUCUCAGGCUGGCUGCAAUAUUUUCCCCUGUUUGGUCAUCUGGGAAGUAGGCAGUUUGAAGGCAGCAAGCUUUGAGGUUGAAGUCUUCAGUAAUGAAAUGCACCCACCCAAUUCACUGGUACAUGAACCCAGGUGCAAAGAAAGGCACAGGGUACAGAGAAGACAUCACACGCUGCAGACUGACAAGCGCUCAACUUCACGUCCUAAGUUAGUGCACUACGUUUUGGUGAGCCACAUUGUAAACCCUGGACAUUUCUACAUACGAUAUAUGACUGAACACAAGUCUGGGCAUAAAUUGACGAAAAAGAUCAGCACAUUCUGCGCAGGGGAGAAUAGCCACUUCAUGUUCAGUGAUGAAAUCAAGAUAGGCUCUCUGCUCUUUGUGUGGAAGGAGGAUGUCUGGUGUAGGGUAACAGUGACUGAGCUCUUCCAGAAAGAGUGUUUCCAGAGUGUGAACAAAUGCCCUGCUUCAGAAGUCGCCUGUCUAUGUGUGUACUUCCAGGACUAUGGCUUCACCAAGGGGCUCUCAAUCCCAAGUGAUGGAGGUUUGAAAGGGUUGAAUGAAUGUCUGCGGAAACCUGAUUUAGCUGCUCUGUCUGAAAUGCGCUACUGGGCUCCCCUGGCCAUCAAAUGUUCUCUUAAAGACAUUAUUUCUUCAGACCUGGUGAGAGGGUGGAGUUCAGAAGCAAGUGAAGAGAUGAGGACCCUGUUGGGAUCUGAGGCCAUGGAGAUGCAGGUGUUCAGUACAGAUGGAGACUCUCUGUUAGUAUAUCUGAAGAAACCACCAAUGCUGUCAAUGAGGGAGUACCUGGUUUUCAUGGAACUGGCCAGAUUCUGCUCUCCUAUGGCAGCUCCUAGAGGAAGUGCGUCCCUGUUGUUCUACUCUCCAGUUACCCCCAAACCCAACGUUGAGGUCAACGCUAUGGUUUCUCAUGUAAACACACCGUCAGACUUCUAUAUACAACUAGUUGAAAAUAUGGAGUACCUGCUGUUGCAUUCGAAGCUUCAGGACUGUUAUGGUUCUUCUACACCACACAGUGAUUUCCAGAUAUUCUGCCCUUCACUGUCACAGACCUGUGUCGCUAGCUAUGACCAAGAGUGGUGCAGGGUCCAGGUCACAGGUUUCCCUGGUGGUCAAAGGGUUGAGGUUCGGUAUGUGGACUUUGGAUACAGAAAGACUCUCUCCGUGAAAGACCUGAGACAGAUAAAGGACGAGUUCUUUGCUUUGCCAGAAAUGGCAGUGUGGUGCAGUCUGUCUGAUGUUGACAUUUUGGAGGAGACGUGGAUUAAUGAAGCCAGUGAAGUGUUUAAGGAGCUCACAGAGCAGAAGCUUGUCACUGUGGUGGCACAAAAGCUAGUGCCCGCCACUAGUCCAGUGCCUGUGUGUCUGUUGGAGGUCAGCGAUGAUUGUACUGGAGCAAGUAUUAGAGACAUACUGGUCAAGAAGGGGGUUGCUGUUUCCAGUAAACACACCCAGGUUAAAGACCCCCAGCACUUGGAGGCAACCGUAUGGGACCCUCCAUUUGAAGAAAAAGUUCUACCUGAGCAGACUCCCCCUCCGGCUUCUGAAGAGCUGCCGGCAAACCUGAGUCUGCCCACCUGUUUAAAAGACCUCAGAGUUCGUGUGACACACGUCACCUCCCCUGGAAACAUCUUUGUGCAGCUGCUACAGUUUGAUGGCCAGCUAAAGAGAAUCCAUGACCUGCUAAAGAAUCACUACUCUAAGUCAGAGCCACAGGAGAUGGAGUGGGAAGCAGAGAUGUUCUGCGCUGCCAACACCACUGGGGUUUGGGAAAGAGGAAAAGUGUGCAGUUUGUCCUUCAGCAGUGGUGUUGCAGAGGUUUUGCGUUGUGACUUCGGUAAUAAGGUGAAGCUUCACGUGAACAGUCUUAGACCUCUCUGUCCUGAUCUGAUCGGGUCCUUCUUACUAGAAUGUAACCUCUGUGGUAUAAGGCCAGCUGGUGGUCUCUCCACAUGGACGGCCACAGCGUGUGACUUUAUCUCUCACUACUUGACCGGCGCAAUGGCCGUAAUGACUAUAAAGGACAGUUCUUCCGUGCCGGUGCUGGUGUCUUUGUUCUGUUCGAACCGGGCUGGUCAAAACGUCAGUAUUGCAGAUUUCCUCAUCAGUGAAGGCCUUGCACUCAAAGAGAGAAAUGCUGCUUCCACAUCUCAGAAAGCCUUUUCAGAGGAGUGUGUGCUAAGUGAGCAGAACCCUGAACCACAGACAACUAAGAGCCCACCUCAGACUCAGCUGACACCUGCCCCUCGCAUCAACCCUCCACCAGAGAGAGUACAGACACAUGCCUACCGCCCUCCAGAGCUGCCUCCCUGCAGACACAUGCUUAUGAGCAUUUCGGCCAUUUCCAAACAAGGUGUCAUUUACGCAAUGACACAUCAAGCAGUGUGUGAAUUUGAUCACUUAAGUGGGCGGCUGCAGCAGCACAUUAGAAGCCUUCCAAGACAGAAGAACUACAACUGGAAAGGAGUUUUGGGCUGUGCUGUCAUGGGAACUGAUAUGUUUUGGUACAGAGGUCAGGUUCUUGAGGUCAUUGGAGGACAUGUAAAGGUCCGAUAUGUGGAUCAGGGACUUGUGGAGAGUAUUCCAGUUUGCCACGUGUACCCAGUGGUCCUCUGUGAGGAUGUGCCACAGCUCUGUGUGCCCUGUCAGAUAAAUGGGAUCAUACCGAUUGAAAAAGGAUGGCAAUUGGACGCUGUAUUGCUCAUGAAGCAGUUGCUACUUGGACGUCCAGUCAGUGUCCACAUUAUGGAACACCCAGAGGAUCCCAGUGGCUGUGUUACCGUAAAGAUAACAGUGGAUGGCAUGGCACUCAGCAAGAUAAUGGUGCAUCACCAAUAUGCCACUUUUGACCCCGCCAUCAGCAGCCAGGAGGAUUAUGUGGUUAAGCCUCCUGUCCCGGAUUUGGAUGACUGGGACAUAAACACAGAGGGGCUGGAGGAGCCACAGCCUGUGUUAGGGGUCUAUAAAGAACUCAAACUUCCCAUAAAUAGGAAACAUUUCCCCAUCAAUGUCAAGCACAUCCGCACCCCUGAUGAGAUGUUCCUGUGUGUGUUGGAUAAGACGGGUAAACAGAAAGAGGGAGAGAGUUUGGAGGAAGCUCUCGAUUACAUAAAUGAGAAUGUUGAAAAUCUAAGCCUGCUAACAGACUUCCCCAUCGAGUGUCCUUGUCUGGCCGAGUACAGUGAUGGUACAUAUUAUCGUGCAAAGCUACUGUGUUUUUCGGAAGUCACUCCUACUGUCAAGCUCCUUGUGAGACAUGUGGACUUUGGCUCUGAUGACAUCUUACCAAUACCCAAACUGCAGCAGCUCCCUGCAUCCCUCCAUCAUUUCCCAUGUGCGGCACUUUGCGUUAAGUUAGCAGGCUUUAGACCACCGGCCUUAUGCACAGAGCUGGACCGGAUCCCUUACCGACCAGAAUGGAGCAUAAAAGCCAUGCUGGAGAGGAUUGACAUGUUAAAUGGCGACCUCGCUGCUGUGGUGAUUGCAACAGAACCAGAGCUAAAAGUGUUGCUGUACAAAGCGGAUGGAACGCUUGUGCACACACCUCUGGUGGAGAAAGGCCUUGCUGUUUAUAAAUAACACUUAGAAAGUUUCUUUAGGUUCUGGCAGUGACAGCCGAGUUCAUCAGAUUUUAUAGAAGCUUGAAGGACAGCAAAACAUUUUAUGUUGGUGCAGUAUGGCCUGUCGUUUUGUCUAAAUACUUGGUGUUUUUAGUUUACAUUUGUGCAG